This is a messenger RNA of Linepithema humile (Argentine ant), 4444 nucleotides long. RefSeq names its product reversed polarity (gene repo). NCBI's taxonomy places the organism in Eukaryota, Metazoa, Arthropoda, Insecta, Hymenoptera, Formicidae. Gene Ontology annotation, molecular function: RNA polymerase II transcription regulatory region sequence-specific DNA binding; DNA-binding transcription factor activity, RNA polymerase II-specific. Gene Ontology annotation, biological process: regulation of transcription by RNA polymerase II. The record is from RefSeq and is a predicted model, not a curated record.
GUAACAAAACGAUCGAGCGAGAACAAGAUGAUGCUGAGAAGAUGAUUAAGGUCGAUCGGGAGCGGUGAUCAGAUUGGAGAGUCAGAACGGAGAGCGCAAUGAAAUUGACGUGUAUAUAGGCGCGCGCUAAUUACAAAUGACGAAAAUUAACAGUUAAUAUACGCGCGUACACGUACGGGGAACGGGGGGUGGUUUGAUUGGGCCAAUUCGAGGCAAUUCCUGGCGAUUGCUGAUUUCAUUGAGCUUGCGCUUAAGAGUGCUUGGCUCAGUGCCGCGCCAACUGCCGGCCAACAGACAUGGAUCUCUUUUUCGAGGCAACGAAAAUACCUUUCGCGAUUUUCGCAUAACAAUCGGUUGAGUUCCGAUGCGACGUGUAGGUCUCUCAUUCGCGACGAUUUUGUGCGGUACCAACUUUAUCUAUCUUAUCGAAUCGUUUAGAGCCAGGAAGAGUCUGUUUUACGAAAGGACUAUGUGAUUUCUGAUUCAUGUUUCGUUUGAAAAAAGAGAACUAAAUUAAAAAGAAAGUGUAAAGCAAAAAUUAGAUUGGAAAAUAGAAGGUGCGAAACAAAAAAGUCGCGAACUUACUUACAACGAAUAAAGUAUAUGUAUCUGAGAUGCUCUUUUAACUCAGUGAUAGUGAUUCGCGCUUACAUAUCAAUCAAAGGGACACACAGAGAUUUAAGUGGCAGAACGUUAAUCAGCAGAUGGUUUACAUAUUUCUCGCGACAGAGUGUUGCACCUGAAAAAUUUGAACAGAUUAGAGAAAUAGUAUAAACAUCAGAAAAAAGAGCGCAAAGCUGAAAAAUAAUGAUAAGGUCGGGGAAGGGCGGUCGUUUGCCGAUCGCGGGGACCCGCGGUGGCGGGGGCAGCGAGGAAACGAUGGCGGUGGACCGCGAGAGGCAGCAUCACCGCGCCCGCAUGAAGCCAGGAUUGGCCGGGCCCAAGGUGUGGGGGCGGCCUGGGCCGGCGUGCCUCGGAAAAUAUAAGCCUGUGUGAGUGGUGGUUGAUUAGCCAGAGGCUCGGGACGGAGAGUAGUGGCGAGAGUGUCCAGACGAAGAGAAGAGAGGAACGGACGUUCUCGUCAAAAGGGAGACGACGUCGUCGUCGUCGUCGUCGCCGUAGUUCAGUCCAGUCUUCCAAGGUCUGGCCACGAAUAAUCGGCCGGCGCAUCGCCGCGAGUUAACGCCGCUUAAAACUAAUCAAAAUUAAUCAUAACCCGGGCAACAAUUGAUCGCAAUUGCCGCGCGCUCUCCAUUACGGACAAUCGGGCAAUCGGCGGCGUCGCCUCUUCCUUUUUUUACUGACAGGAAGCAGGAAGAAUCUCGGAAGAGCCCAUCGAUGAUGAGAGCAUGAUCGACGCUGAGGUGUGAGACAAGAGUGGUCUCACCAACAUCUGUUCUCGGAUUUUAAUUUAAUCGAACGGGAAUCGGUCGACGUCCUCGAUGAAGACGUGAAUUCAUGAAAAACAUCCAGAAGAACCUUCACUGAAGAUAAUAGAAGUGAUUUGUGAAAUAUUCGUCAUGGGAGCUUAAUUAAAAUAUAUAAAUUAACAUCAAGACACACACUCAGUGAUUACAAUAUCAGAUUUGCAGACAAAAUGGUGACUAUUACGAGUCAGAUGUAGAGAUGUGAAUGAGAAUAAAAAAGUUAAUAUAACAAAAAAACCAGUAGAUAACUCAAGAUUAAUUGAAUUGAACGUUUCAGAAAACUUCUUCAAUUUUCCAUCUCGAGACAAAUAGUGUUACAUUUUAUUAAUCAAGAAGAAUAUCGUACGUUUUUACAAAAGAAUAAACUGAGUCAGUUAACUGAACUAUUGAUGCAAAACUGUCGUAUAAACUUUAGAAUUGUACAUAUCAUCAGAGACAUUGACAAAGACGAAAGAAUAGAAAUCAAAAACGUCUUUAAGUCAUAUUGCGAACUCUUCUGUUUGAAUACUUAUAUAUUCAUUUAAAUAGAAGCGCAUUGACUUAUAGUUGCCUAAAAAACUACUCAAGAUGGACGGCGCUCCCUCAUGGGACGACCCGAUUUUUUCGGACUUUGGGGCUCGUGGUGGAACUACCGGGGCCCACAGCAUCCAAGUGAUGCUGAGUCUACACGGAAGCGGCGGUCAUCACGCUGGCAGCGACCUGAUGCCGACCGGUGGCGGUCAGCUUCACAAGCUCGAUUCGUCUAACAGCCCGUCGCCGCAUCAUCAGGCCGCGUCGCAGCAUCAGCAUCAUCUGCAGCAGCAACAACAGCAGAAGGAGCUCAAGGAGCUCGAGUUGUCCGGCAUGUACGCGCCUUUGCCACCACAGACUCAGGACGUUACUACUUCAACGUCGACAAGUGUCACGCCGACUUCGACAAGUCUGCAGCAAAGUUUGCAGCUCGGCAACGCGCUCAAAAGGAAACCAGACGAUCCGAUCAACGCACUCGCGCCAGUUAGCAGCGAAGCGCAGCCAGCUAAAAAAGAUUCGAAGAAGAAGACUGACAACAACAAUAUUAAGAAAAAAAAGACGAGAACAACUUUCACGGCUUACCAGCUUGAAGAACUUGAGAGAGCUUUCGAACGUGCGCCUUACCCAGAUGUGUUCGCACGUGACGAGCUCGCGAUGAAGCUUUCCUUGUCGGAGACUCGUGUGCAAGUCUGGUUCCAGAACCGUCGUGCAAAGUGGCGAAAGAAGGAACCGCCGCGCAAGACCGCUGGUUACAUGGCCGCAGGAUCUGCCAGUCCUGGUCUAUCAGGUUCCUUCACGUCGCUUAACAAUACCUUGAAUCCAUUCGCAUCACCGACGACAGCGACGGCACCGCCAGAUGCGUGGGCAUACUCACCGGCCGCGUACGAUUUGGCGCCGCACUUGAAUCUACUCAGCCCGUCUAACUCGCCAUAUUCAACCGCGGCAGCAGCGGGCUUCGGCAACAACGGCAGCGUCUCAUAUUCGUCGUAUGCGAGCAUGCUGCCGACACAGCACGACGCCGCGUUAUUCUCCACACCGGCGGCCGCCGGCAACACCAUGCGCGUUCACCAGGACUACAUGAACCCCGGUGGUGGCAGCAGCCCGCCGCCUCCCGGUGGUCCCCUCACUCGCGCUGAUUAUCAGACUAUGGUGACGACGCAUUCACCACCCACUCAUCUGGGAAACUCCAUGUCCGAGGACGAGCACGGCGGCUGCCUCGCAGAUAAAUAUGGGCACGAGCAAACCACGGCCGACUACGGCCAGCAGCAACAGCAGCAACCGCCGCCGCCCGAUCAAAAACAGGAUUAUGGAAUGCAUUCACCGCAAGCACGCCAGGCUAUGAAGGACCAAGUAAUGGUCAAGAGCGAACCUGGCAGCCAACAGAGUUACGUGCAGCUGCCUCCUUUUCUGAACUGACUCGCGGCCUCCUCCGCUCUAGAUCUCUUCUAGGCGACUUCUGCGAUCUGUCCGUGUCUCGUAAGGAGCGCGAGGAGUAUUAGAUCCUGAGACACCGUUAUUCCGGCUACACUCGUGUAACCAGUUUUAUUUAAAUUGUAGCUCUCUUCCUAAAAAAUAUGUAUUGAGUAAAUUGAAAAAUUUGCUGAUUAGAUUACUUUUCCAUGUAUGUGUAUACAUGUUUCAGUUGACUUUAAAUAAUCAAAAUUUGCAACAGAUUUGGAUCAGAAUUUACACAUACAUCAGAAAAUAUUAUACAUCGGAAUCUCAUAUACGUAUAUGGCUUACAUAAAAUUAUAAAUAAAAUUCUGUCUUAAAUCGUAGACCUUUUAACUUAAAAAAAACAAAAAAAAUGUACAAAUUUUUAAAUUAAAUCAAUGAAAUAAGGUUAUGGUUGGUAUGCAAAGUAUUGAAAAUAGUAUUUAAAUUAAAAGUUUUAAUAAGAUUCUGAUCUAUGCAGCACUUCAAUAUUACGAAAAAUGAGAAACAAUCCAGGAUCGAGCAUGAAUAUUUGCGUUAUAACAUGCGCAACAUUUUUUUGUACUUGUUGCUCGAGUGAUCGCGAGAAAUUGCGUCUCGUCGCUUUACGCAUAAGUAGUCGAUGAAACACAUAUUAUGCAUAAAUGUACCGAAAAAGAGGAUAUAAGACAUUCUAAGAUGUGAAAUAUCUUAUUUGGAGAGAAAAGGUAGAAGGAUUUGAAGAAGGUAGUACCUUGGAUACUUGGAUAAAUUCUCGUGCGUUACGCGCGUCGGAAAGAGAGAAUCGUUUGAAAAUUGAUGCGUCAGUCGCUUUGAGUGACAUCUCGUGGUAACUAUAAAUAUUUGACAGUCGUUUGCUUCCUCUCGAUUGAUAAGAAUGUGAAAUAUUCUGAAAAAUAUUUUUAAUUAUACUAUAGAUAUAUUUAGUUAAUGAGAAAAACUCAUUAUAUUAGAUUUGUAAUAUAAUUUAACACGGUAUUUUCCGUGCCUUGAAUAAUCAAUGCCUUACACAGUGCCUUUGUAUUAGAAAAAGUGAAUCUUAAUCGAAAUAAAUUUCGCUUUGUAUCUCGCAA